AUGGAGACUUCAAUUGUAUCACUGUUGAGAGCUUAUAACAUCUUUGGUCAUGUUGAUGGCACUUUGCCUUGCUCGGUGUCUUCUGAAUUCUCUAUUUCUGAUAAGGACUCUAUCGGCCCUACUACAGCUAAGGAUUCCAUGCUAGCUGCACUUUCUUGGAAAUCACAGGAUCAAUUUAUACUACAUGCUAUAGUAACUUUAAUUGAUGGCACUAUGUUGCCUCUUGUAGGUGAAGUAAGCACUAGUGCUGUUGCUUGGGCUAGAGUGCACCAGCUCUUUGCCAAUAGCUCUCGUUCUCGCGUACUUCAACUCAAAUCGCAGCUCUCUCAUUGUCAAAAAGGAGAGCAGAGUAUGAUUGAUUAUCUUCAUGCUGUCAAAAGCUUGGCUGAUGAACUAACUUUGGUGGAUAAUCCUAUCUCUUCUGAUGAUCUAACUCUGUAUAUUCUUGAUGGUUUAAGUGAGGAUUACACUGGGAUUGUAGGGUCUAUCAGCACGCGUGAGCAUGCUUUUUCUUUUGAAGAGCUAAAGGAUAUUUUAAUCGCUUAA
Molecule: messenger RNA, 546 nt
Organism: Tripterygium wilfordii
Lineage: Eukaryota; Viridiplantae; Streptophyta; Magnoliopsida; Celastrales; Celastraceae
Exons: 1
Coding region: 1-546 (181 amino acids)
Source: RefSeq, a predicted model, not a curated record